Rhododendron vialii is the source of this 440-nucleotide messenger RNA. RefSeq lists its product as uncharacterized. The coding region runs from base 1 to 417 and encodes 138 amino acids. Gene Ontology annotation, molecular function: cysteine-type peptidase activity. The record is from RefSeq and is a predicted model, not a curated record. The transcript has 4 exons. NCBI's taxonomy places the organism in Eukaryota, Viridiplantae, Streptophyta, Magnoliopsida, Ericales, Ericaceae. Gene Ontology annotation, biological process: proteolysis.
AUGCAGCUGUUUCUGCCGAUUUUGUUGGCGACAGCUGACCAUUGGAUUUGUGUUGUUAUAAACCUUGUUGACAAGCGUAUUGAUAUCCUUGAUUCAAUGAAGCUAAAAACUGAAGAAAAGACCGUAGCUACUGCGGAUGUGGUAUCGGCGCUGUUUACUAUUUUGAAGCGGACAAGGCCGAUGGAUUACCCAUGGAAGAAUUGGAUUAUCCACCACCCAGAUGUCCCACAACAAAAUAACAUAUUCGAUUGUGGGUUUUAUACCUUAAGGUUUAUGGAGCACUGGACUGGGGGAAGGAUGAAUACACGCGAACUAGAGGGUAACAUGGGUAUUGAUAUGCGAAUGAGGCUACUCGUACGAUUUAUAUUAUCCCCGCACAACAACAGGCGAGAUGAUGUACUGCAGAAGUGCAGAUAAAAUUUUUCAGGUACCCUUGCAUU